This is a messenger RNA of Klebsormidium nitens, 660 nucleotides long. NCBI's taxonomy places the organism in Eukaryota, Viridiplantae, Streptophyta, Klebsormidiophyceae, Klebsormidiales, Klebsormidiaceae. The record is from the annotation of a GenBank genome assembly.
AUGAUGCACUUUGGAUUCUGGAUGUUGUGCCCGUCCACCACCCACUGGGGCCCGAUCCUGCUCAGGUCCAAGCUGGUCGUCUCUCCUCUCAACGAGCCCCUGAACUUGGAUUCGGGCGCCGGAACUCCCUUCGAUGCCCCUCGUGGCAAGACGAAUGGCCCAGUGUCGCGCAGCAAUGCCGAAUUGGUAAUCAAAGGCAUCUGCCUGACCCUUUCGGAGAUUUUCGAGAAACUGAAAGAGAACUGCCGGAACGUGACUGCAACCGAAGAGGCAGAGGAGGAAGAAAAUGCAAAGGAGACUGCAAAGGUUGUCCAGUUGGCCAAGUGGGAUCAGGUGGAGGUCAACCUGCCGACGUACGAAUCCCUGAAGGCGUUGUCUACGCUUACGAAGCAGCUUCCGAACAUGAACAAGGUGUUAGAGUCGGUGAAAAACCUGUAUAUGCAGUUCUUUCCCGAUGAGCACGAGACUUUGCUCGUUCAGAAGAGUGUGGACUAUCGCAACAAAGCCAGCAGUGAAAGAAUCGAAGAGAAUUCCGAAGACACAUUAGGGGACGACCUUGCAGGACAAGUGUUGAGGGAGAUAGAGAGACAGUCGAUGAGGGACACGUACGUAAGAUCCAUUGCGAAAGAGAAGGGGCCAAAAGGGCUUCGAAAACCGUAG